Fusarium oxysporum Fo47 is the source of this 1562-nucleotide messenger RNA. RefSeq lists its product as uncharacterized. The coding region runs from base 73 to 1182 and encodes 369 amino acids. NCBI's taxonomy places the organism in Eukaryota, Fungi, Ascomycota, Sordariomycetes, Hypocreales, Nectriaceae. The transcript is spliced from 2 exons. The record is from RefSeq and is a predicted model, not a curated record.
UCGCAGUCUGUUCAGUGUGCAGUACAAGAAUCACUUCUUUUACAAUAAUUGCGCACAUCUCGCGCUUCCUUCAUGGCUCCACCUUCCUCUUCUCGAGCGCUCGAGCGAGCAACCAGCACCAGUUCCGAGUGCAGCCCCGAAUCCAUAUUUGCGGAUACUGGAAUCCUCAUCCAUCCAUGGGAAACUGCAUUUUCCAAGAAGCAUGCAAAGGUCGCAACCAAGAUCUAUCGCCUCAUCGGUGAAUAUAUCAAUAUUUGGCUUGGCGAUAUAAACCCCGAGUACUGGACGCUUGGUACCCUCGAGAGCUUGUACAAUCUUCUUUCUGACACCACUCGAGAUAUGCAUGACUCGGAUCAGUGGAGAGAGAAGUUUGGCCAAAUCAAGGUUUACUUGACAAAGUGCGCUGUUGUAGACGCGUGGCGUGGCAUGAAGCCCACACUGUAUCCAAAGCGUCUUCAAGAUGCACAGCUUUGCUUCUCACCUGCUACCAAAGACCCCACGGAUGAGAAGACAGUCGUUGAGAGUGAAAAAUCGGAGGCCGAGCCCUCUAUUCCUUCACCUGAAAGACCCCAACCGAAUCCCGUGACCCGCAAACAUCCUGCAACCGAGUCUCUUCCUGAGGCUUUCCCCAAGCAGCCGCGCCAACAACAGAUUGCUGUUUCAGCGAUGGCAGGCGAUAACACUGAGUUCCUCUCAACUGAUUGCGACCUGAUUUCCGAACUUAAACAAUACCAAGAUGACGCGAUGGACAACUUCCUAAAAAUGCUAAACAAGCUUCUCACCCUCGCAUCAACCACCGUCGCCAGGUUAGCCCGCGAACGAGAGGUCGCCUCAGACCGCGUCAAAAGUCAGGUGGAUAGCGUGGCUAACGCCAGAGAGUGCUUCACUAAGCUCAAAGACGCCACUUCUACCCUCAUGGCCGAAAUGGAAGCUCAUGUAGCGAACGAGAAGAAACUGCAGAGAGCCAAAACUUUUAUCGAAGCCGCAAGCCCUGAGGUUUGGUCAACUGUCUUGAGGGUCCGCGAAAAUGCAAAGUCGAAUACGUCCGCCGCCCUCGAAGAGAAAUGUCACGAACUUGAGGUCGUACAGGCGCACCUCGGCAAGCUGAUUAAAGAGCUCGAGGAAACUCAGGCGUCGAUUUACAUCACAGAUGAGAAGGUUGAACGUGUCGCGGCUCAAUAGGAUGAGUUUGAUGAGUACCGUGUUUUCAUCAGACACAUGAUCCUACUUUGUGAUGCAGGACCCAAGGGACUGGAGAGGGUGGUUGAUGCUUUGAGUGAGCAAGGACUAGAGUUUAAGACAUUGAUUUAUGAGCAUGUAAGCGAUGGACAGGCCAGCGUUGAUAAGUGAACGGAAGGCGACAGGAGUGCAGGCUUCACAAUGAUACCGGUCGUGAACAGUAGCUGGAGUGCAAUCUUGUCACGGAUCAUGGAUGGACGAUGGCUUUUCGGUGGAUAUCCCCAGGAUGGGGCAGUGUUUAUGUGUACAAAACAAUUACUCAGACAAUCUUACGAUUGAAGCUUCACUGACGUCAUCACUGAGAUUCAAAUAAACAAGCAACA